This is a messenger RNA of Besnoitia besnoiti, 465 nucleotides long. RefSeq names its product ribosomal protein RPL24. Gene Ontology annotation, cellular component: cytosolic large ribosomal subunit. The transcript has 3 exons. Gene Ontology annotation, molecular function: structural constituent of ribosome; mRNA binding. The record is from RefSeq and is a predicted model, not a curated record. Lineage: Eukaryota; Apicomplexa; Conoidasida; Eucoccidiorida; Sarcocystidae. Bases 1 to 465 code for a protein of 154 amino acids. Gene Ontology annotation, biological process: cytoplasmic translation.
AUGUCGGCCGUCAAGACCACCAUCAAGACUGACCUCUGCUCCUUCUCGGAGUACCGCAUCUACCCUGGCCGCGGUCAGCGCUUUGUUGCGAAGGACGGAAAGGUCCACACCUUCAUCCACCGCAAGGAGGCCAGCCUCUUCCGUCAGAAGAUCAAGCCCGUCAAGCUCCACUGGACUCUUGUCUGGCGCCGCAUGAACAAGAAGGGAGGCAAGGACGCCGUCUCCAAGCGCCGCAAUAGGAGAUCCGCGAAGACCGUCCACAAGGCCAUCGUUGGUCUGUCCCUAGAGGACAUCAAGCGCACUCGUGCCCAGAAGCCUGAGACUAAGGCCAAGUCGACCGCUGCCGUGAAGGACGCGAAGGAGAAGGCAAAGAAGUCCAAGGGCCCCCGUCCCCAGACCGGUCCGGCUCAGAAGGUGCAGAUUCCGAAGCAGCAGAAGCAAGCGAUGCAGCAGCGACGCAAGUAA